Messenger RNA from Klebsormidium nitens, 1896 nucleotides. The record is from the annotation of a GenBank genome assembly. NCBI's taxonomy places the organism in Eukaryota, Viridiplantae, Streptophyta, Klebsormidiophyceae, Klebsormidiales, Klebsormidiaceae.
AUGGCUCCACUGUUCCGCCGCUCCGUUCUGCUGAGGGGCGUCACUUUCCUGCUGUUCCUGAGCUCAGUGGUCGCCCGCUCAAACCCCACCCUGGACCGCGCGCCUGAGUUGGAUGGUGCCCUCCAAUCUACUUUGGGCAAUCAUCUGAGCCACUCCAGGGAGCUUCUACAGGAAGCUGGCGAUCCCUUCCCCAGUGUAACGGCGCUGGUCUAUCUCGUCAACGACUGCGCCUCCCCAAUCAUUGUCUCCUUUGCGAGCAAUCAGAGCAACGGCAACUUUUGGCGCAUCGUCCGGCCGGAGAUGGGCGAUUCGCUGGAGCCAGCGCCUUGGCAGCUCGACUUGGCGCCCGGGGGGACCCAAAACAACCUGCUGCUGGUCAACACCUCCCCAAAACCGACGGGAGUCCCGCGCUUCGGGACCAUUGUCGCGGUCUUCGCCGAAGUCGAUCUGCCCAGCUUCCCUCCGCCCAACAUCGACGGAUUUCCGUUCGGCUUCGACGGAAUCGCCAUCACCAGCUACAGCGACUCCUUCAUCAACACCCUCCCGGGCGGCCCCGGGUUCCUCACCUUCACAACCAGGAGCGCGACCGAACGACCCGAGCAACAUUUUCGUGACGAUCACUUCGUAACGGCGCUGGUCUAUCUCGAGAACGACUGCGCCUCUCCGAUCAUCGUCUCCUUUGCGAGCAAUCAGAGCAACGGAAACUUUUGGCGCAUUGUCCGACCGGAGAUGGGCGGGGAGUCUCUGGAGCCGGCGCCCUGGCAGCUCGACCUAGCGCCCGGGGGGACCCAAAACAACCUGCUGCUGGUCAAUACUUCCCCAAACCCGACGGGAGUCCCGCGCUUUGGGACCAUUGUCGCGGUCUUCGCCGAAGUCGAUCUCCCCAGCUUCCCUCCGCCCAACAUCGACGGAUUUCCGUUCGGCUUCGACGGAAUCGCCAUCACCAGCUACAGCGACUCCUUCAUCAACACCCUCCCGGGCGGCCCCGGGUUCCUCACUUUCACAGCCAGGAGCGCGACAGACGACCCGAGCAACAUCUUCGUGACGAUCACUUGUGGGCCUCCGCAAGCGCCCGGGACAACGCCCCCGGCGACUCCCCCGGUUACGACUCCCCCGGUUACCACUCCUCCGGUUACGACUCCCCCGGUGACAAGUACCCCGGUGACCACUCGCCCGGUCACUACUCCCCCGGUCACUACUCCCCCGGUCACUACUCCCCCGGUCACGACCCCGCCCGCGACAACUCCCCCUGCCGCCCCGUUCCCCAGCGUAACGGCGGUGGUCUAUCUUGAAAACAACUGCGCCUCUCCAAUCAUCGUCUCCUUUGCGAGCAAUCAAAGCAAUGAAAAAUUUUGGCGCCUUUUGGGCGAAUCUCUGGAGCCGGCGCCCUGGCAGCUCGACCUAGCGCCCGGGGGGACCCAGAAUAACUUGCUCCUGGUCAACACCUCCCCGAACCCGACUGGAGUCCCGCGCUUUGGGACCAUUGUCGCGGUCUUCGCCGAGGUCGAUCUGCCCAGCUUACCUCCGCCCAACAUCGACGGAUUUCCGUUCGGCUUCGACGGAAUCGCCAUCAGCAGCCACAGCGACUCCUUCAUCAACACCCUUCCGGGCGGCCCCGGGUUCCUCACCUUUACAGCCAGCAGCGCGUCAGACGACGCGAGCUACCUUGUGGUCACGAUCACUUGUGGCCCUCCCCAAGCGCCCGGGACAACGGCCCCGGCCACGACGCCCCCGGUUACAACUCCCCCGGUUACGACUCCCCCGGUCACGACUCCCCCGGCCACCACUGCCCCGGCCAAGACUCCCCCCCCUCCCACUCCCGCGCCGACACCGAAGCGUAAGGUUCUCCCAGCCCUGCGUUUCCGUUUCCUUGCGGUGAUGCCACUUGACGCGUAA